Parathielavia appendiculata is the source of this 723-nucleotide messenger RNA. RefSeq lists its product as uncharacterized. The transcript is spliced from 2 exons. NCBI's taxonomy places the organism in Eukaryota, Fungi, Ascomycota, Sordariomycetes, Sordariales, Chaetomiaceae. Bases 1 to 723 code for a protein of 240 amino acids. The record is from RefSeq and is a predicted model, not a curated record.
AUGCUUCUCAAGCGCAAGCGAUCUGAAUCCGAGCUGGGAUCGGUAUUCUCAUCGACGCAACGCAUGGACAACGGCUGCUUCAACUUUGAUGUUAUGUCGGCAAUGAACACGGCCAGGCGCGGAUUCUUUGCGCCGCGAUACUCUACGCCCUCGCAUUUGCACAGCCGCACCAAGAAGCGCUUCCGCGACAGCCGGCCGUCGGAAGACGAGGUGUACCAACACACCUUGGAUGUUCUCUAUUCAGCCCAGCGCCGGCCACACGAACUCCAUCCCGCGCCAGCGCAGCCGCCCCAGACUGCAAACACCGGAAUACCCAGCCGACCUUACCGGCAGAGCCACCACGAUGGCAGCCAGCUCCAGCAGCGCUCACUACACAGCUUCUGGAACCUUCCUGGGGGUGGCCCGGCGACUUCCUCCACAGGCUCACCGGCAUCUUCUCCCGCCUCGUGUCUGUCACCUCUUCUCGCUUGCCCCCUGAGCAUACCGACACACUGUGAGGACUGUGGCGCGGGGCUGGGCGGCGACGGCGACGAUGAUACGAUGAUGGACAUUGACGGGUAUGGUGGCUCCGGGUUAGAGGACCAGCCCUGCUGUGUAGCUUGUGGGAAAGCAGUCUGUUUCAGCUGUUCUAUCAGUAACCUCGGGGAGCAUCGGCGGUGUCUGGCUUGUGCGGGGCCGAGGGGCGGAAUAGGUGGCACUGUGCGGGCAAGGAGAUUGUUUUGA